Messenger RNA from Brienomyrus brachyistius, 1494 nucleotides. It is a transcript of the gene atraid, whose product is annotated as all-trans retinoic acid-induced differentiation factor. Bases 51 to 746 code for a protein of 231 amino acids. Gene Ontology annotation, biological process: positive regulation of osteoblast differentiation. The transcript has 7 exons. Lineage: Eukaryota; Metazoa; Chordata; Actinopteri; Osteoglossiformes; Mormyridae. Gene Ontology annotation, cellular component: intracellular membrane-bounded organelle. The record is from RefSeq and is a predicted model, not a curated record.
UCACGUGACACUUCGAGAUCAUAUGACCACAGGAUUACAAGGGCUGGAAAAUGACGGCGAGAGGGGACGCGCUGCUCGCUGCCGUCGCAGUGUCGCUCAUGUCGGUGUGUUUACAUGCGGGUUUCCAGCAGACCGGCUUGCAGGAAUGUCACCGUUGCGACGGCAGGCUGCAGGACGGAUCGGCCGUGGGAAACUUCUGCAUUGCUUCCGCAGGGCAGGUGGACGGCCGCUGCUGCCUGCGACAUCAAGGGGAGCAGGACAGGGCCACCAUCAUCGGGCUGGACUUGUCCAACUGUUCCCUGGGAAACGUGGAAGAUCUUCAUGAAGCAAUAACCGCCGUAAUUAUAGAUUUGUCAGCCAACCCGAUUGUAAACAUGAGCGACUCUGUCUUUCAGGGAUUUACACAGCUGCAUUCAUUAAGGUUGCCAUUGCCAUGUCAGUGCCCUGGUGGGAAUGAGUCGUGGGAGACCGUAGAGGACAUUGGCUCCGUUUGUCUCUGUGAGGGACAGCGGGACGCCUGCUAUAGUGGCGGAAAUAUGUCCUGGAAUUGUCCUGAAAACUCCCUUUGUGGGCCCUAUGGCCCCGGCCUUGUUCAAUGUAGCUGUUCCGGGGACUACCAUGGAUACAAGUGUCUCCGGAAGGGCCAGUUCCCUAUGGCGGAGGUGCUUGGGAUCCUCGGAGCGAGUACCAUCAUGGUGUCGGGCAUCCUUUGGGUCACACAGCGGCGGAAAGCCAAAACAGUCUGAGCUGUUUGGUCUAGGAUUCAUUUUUGCACAUUUCAAGCAGCACUGAAACCUGAAUACUGACGUUUUUAAGGAGGCUCUGCCUAAAACCACUGAUGACAGCCUGUGCAAAGGUCUAAAAGACUGAUCCUUUUGGAUAAAAAUACUGUUGUAAACCAUGCUGACAAUAAGAGAUACUUAGUACUGUUUGCAGGGAUUGAAAUUUAUGGAUCGCAGGAUUUAAAAAUUGUCUUGCUAUGUAUUCUUUACAUAACUGAGCUAUUUUAGUUCCAGUUUAAUGGAACAAAAUCAGUUUUAUGCAUGCAAAGUUAGUCUAAAACUGCUGUCUAUUGCCCUAAAUUCAGAAUGAUACUUUUACACAUUGUAAUUUACACCUAAAAUGUAUUUGGUUGAUUGUAAACUUUCAGGAUAGGGCUACAUCUAAACCAAAUAUAUUACAGCCUAGUUUACAACUUCAGUCCUGAAGUUUACUUUAGUGGAGAUUUAACUGACAGUUUGACACAAGGUCCUCUUUUUGUCUUCUGUGAAAUAUUUUAUGUCCCCUGUAUUUUUACCAUUUUUGAGUAGUAUUAACUGACUUGAGUUCUAGAAAGUACUGAAAAAUAGAAAUCACUAAAUGAGAUGUUUAUACGAAUUUCGGAAUGCAGAAGGAAUUUUCAUAUCGAAUAUUUUGUUUGAACAAUGUGCACCUUAUAAUCAGUGUUAAAUUGUUCUUGUUUUUAAUAAAACUGAAAUUAGGGUUCCACACUAA